CCUUUCGAUCCCCAGGCCUCCUUAUUCUCAUUUCAAAAUGGCGUCCGCCGCACGAAGAGCUAAUCCAGUUGAUUAUGUAAAUUUGAACAAUUUAUCGUCGGAAGUUAUGUAUGAAAGCGGAAAGAAGCCAAAAGGAAAGUUUUUUCCAGUUGAUAGACUUAUUUCUCGAAAGCAAAUUGAUCAUACUUGGCAUUAUUUGGUAAAGUGGUCUGGAUGGCCUUUGCCUGCAUCAAGUUGGGAGCCCUACGAUCAUUUGAAUCCAGCGCUUUUACGGAGCUAUGAAAAUCCAUCAAAGCCAGAUCAAGGCAGAAUUGAGCAAGCUAGUAGAAGUUUUUAUGAUGCCAUAGCAAGGGCUCUUAAAGCGAAAUCUGCUACUCCUGUAGAUGCUCAGAUUGACCUUGAUUUACAAAGAUGGCUUUGGAAAGGAAAGGGAGUUCAAUCUGAACAUCUUGGUUAUAAAUUGUAUGAGAAACAUGAGUUUUGCAAUUUGAAUCUACAGGAAACAUGGUGGUAUUACCUUGAUAGCAAUGGCGAGGGCAGAGCAAUAAACUUUCCAAUUAAAAUAAAACCUCUAUUAUUGUGGUCACCAAAACGUUACAUUGUUCAAAAUGGAGAACUGAUUCAAGCAAAGAGAAUGCCCAUUGAGAAAGCUAAAAUUCAUUUCUCAAGACGAGCAUGUAGUGCCGAGACACUUUAAAAUAUAGUUGUACACUUGUACUUGUACUUAGGUGCAUGCAGCACCCAAAAUGGUGCUUUUUAAAAGUUCCUUCAAUUUGUCAAGCUUUCGUAGUUUUGUUUUUAUUUUCAUUUCUUUUAGUUUUUCUUUCACUUCACAUAAACUCAUGCUGUCUACAUCCUGUGGGGUUAAUUGAUCUUGAUCGUUCUCGUCUUCUCUUGGAUCUACACAAAGACGC
Dendronephthya gigantea is the source of this 914-nucleotide messenger RNA. RefSeq lists its product as uncharacterized. The record is from RefSeq and is a predicted model, not a curated record. Bases 38 to 697 code for a protein of 219 amino acids. NCBI's taxonomy places the organism in Eukaryota, Metazoa, Cnidaria, Anthozoa, Malacalcyonacea, Nephtheidae. The transcript is spliced from 3 exons.